This is a messenger RNA of Telopea speciosissima, 1044 nucleotides long. RefSeq names its product protein EXORDIUM-like 2. The transcript has a single exon. NCBI's taxonomy places the organism in Eukaryota, Viridiplantae, Streptophyta, Magnoliopsida, Proteales, Proteaceae. Bases 1 to 948 code for a protein of 315 amino acids. The record is from RefSeq and is a predicted model, not a curated record.
AUGACCAACAGAUUUGUAUUAAGAAACCUGUUCUUUCCCCUCUUCACCAUCUUUGUAACACUGGCUAUAGUCCCAUGGUCAGAGGGUCUGAACCAACCUUCUUCUUUAGUCACCACCACUUCCACUCAGCUCAAAUACCACAAGGGUCCUCUCUUCACCGGACCAAGAAGCAUCAACAUCUAUCUCAUCUGGUAUGGAGCCUUCUCUCCCACCAAUAGGACUACCAUCACCAGUUUCUUUUCCUCCUUUGAUCCCUCCACAGCUCCGGUUCUUCCUCGCCGGAGACCUACCGUCUCGACGUGGUGGAAAACAACCCAAUCAUAUAAAGACGUGACCGAAAAACCGGCUUCCGGCACUAUCAAACUCGCCGACCAGGUGGGUGGUGACAACAAUUAUUCUCUAGGCAAGAACAUCAAACGAGCCCAUGUAGCCGUUCUAGUAAAAAACAUGAUAGUCAACAAGGAAAUCCCAUUUGACCCAAUGGCUAUAAACUUGGUGUUGACUGCGUCAGAUGUUACGGUGGAGCGGUUCUGCAUGGGAUCAUGUGGGUUUCACGAUACUACCUUGGUGUAUCCGGGCCAAAGAAUUGUGUAUGCCCAUGUGGGUGACCCACACACACAGUGCCCGGGUCUUUGUGCAUGGCCAUACGCGGUUCCCACGUAUGGUCCACCAGGACCACCACUGGUCGCACCUAAUGGUAUUGGCAUCGACGGCAUGGUUAUAAACAUCGCAACCGUGGUUGCCGGUGCGGCAACUAACCCGUUAAAGAGUGGUUACUUCCAGGGAGAUGCAGUGGCGCCACUGGAGGCAGUUUCAGCUUGUACGGGGAUAUUCGGGUCGGGUGCUUAUCCUGGGUACCCAGGAGCGUUGAUGGUGGACCGUGUAACCAAGGCAAGUUACAACGUGUACGGCAUGGACGGUCGGAAAUUUCUCCUUCCGGCCAUGUAGGACCCUUUAAGCCAGGCUUGUAAGGUUGAUUCUUGAUUUGCAGCUCCAUAUAUAAAUCCUACGAUAGGCAACAUUGCCAUAGCCAUGCAGGAGUUG